Messenger RNA from Phragmites australis (common reed), 1908 nucleotides. Its product is annotated as 6-phosphogluconate dehydrogenase, decarboxylating 1. Gene Ontology annotation, cellular component: cytosol. Gene Ontology annotation, biological process: pentose-phosphate shunt, oxidative branch; pentose-phosphate shunt. The coding region runs from base 169 to 1611 and encodes 480 amino acids. Gene Ontology annotation, molecular function: phosphogluconate dehydrogenase (decarboxylating) activity; NADP binding. NCBI's taxonomy places the organism in Eukaryota, Viridiplantae, Streptophyta, Magnoliopsida, Poales, Poaceae. The record is from RefSeq and is a predicted model, not a curated record. The transcript is spliced from 2 exons.
GAGACGCCCAUGCGGGCCCCACCUGUCGGCGAAGGAUCAAGCGGCCGCCGCUAAUUAUUUCGGGGCUAUUUAAGCGGGGGGAUGGUGGUGCGGGCCUGCCGGGUUAGGUGGUGCUGCUGUUGAUCACCAACGCGAGCGAUUCCAGCGCAGAUCCAAGGCAGGCAGGAGAUGGCUCUCACGAGAAUUGGACUUGCCGGCCUUGCGGUCAUGGGGCAGAACCUUGCCCUCAACAUUGCAGAGAAAGGUUUCCCCAUCUCUGUCUACAACAGGACAACCUCCAAGGUUGAUGAGACCGUGCAGCGUGCCAAGGCAGAAGGCAACCUUCCUGUGUACGGUUUCCAUGACCCUGCAUCCUUUGUGAAUUCCAUUCAGAAGCCACGUGUCGUCAUCAUGCUUGUCAAGGCUGGUGCACCAGUCGACCAGACCAUUGCAACACUCGCAGCUCACUUGGAGCAGGGUGACUGCAUCAUUGAUGGAGGAAAUGAGUGGUAUGAGAACACUGAGAGGAGGGAGAAGGCAACGGAGGAGCGUGGACUCCUAUAUCUUGGAAUGGGUGUUUCUGGAGGAGAGGAGGGUGCCCGCAAUGGCCCGUCCUUGAUGCCUGGAGGCUCAUUUGAGGCAUACAAGUACAUUGAAGAUAUUCUUCUCAAGGUGGCUGCUCAGGUCCCUGAUAGUGGCCCGUGCGUCACAUAUAUUGGCAAAGGUGGAUCAGGCAACUUUGUCAAGAUGGUUCACAAUGGAAUCGAGUAUGGCGAUAUGCAACUGAUUGCUGAGGCAUAUGAUGUUCUAAAGUCGGUCGGUAAGCUCACAAACAGCGAGCUGCAGCAGGUGUUCUCAGAGUGGAACAAGGGCGAGCUCCUCAGUUUCUUGAUCGAGAUCACGGCUGACAUAUUUGGCAUCAAGGAUGAGCAGGGUGAUGGCUACCUGGUCGACAAGGUCCUUGACAAGACAGGGAUGAAAGGAACAGGGAAAUGGACAGUGCAGCAGGCUGCUGAACUCUCUGUUGCUGCUCCUACCAUUGAGGCAUCCUUGGAUUCCAGGUUCCUCAGCGGAUUGAAGGAUGAGCGGGUCGAGGCUUCCAAAAUCUUCCAAGGUGACUACUCCACUGGCCUACCAGUGGACAAGGCACAGCUGAUCGAAGACGUGAGGCAAGCUCUCUAUGCCUCCAAGAUCUGCAGCUACGCACAAGGCAUGAACAUCAUCAAGGCCAAGAGCUCAGAGAAAGGAUGGGGCCUCAACCUAGGUGAGCUAGCGAGGAUCUGGAAAGGAGGGUGCAUCAUCCGUGCCAUCUUCCUUGACCGUAUCAAGAAGGCCUAUGAUAGGAGCCCCAACCUUGCCAACCUCCUUGUGGACCCUGAGUUUGCGCAGGAGAUCAUGGACAGGCAAGCCGCAUGGCGCAGGGUCGUCUGCCUCGCCAUCAACAAUGGCGUUAGCACUCCGGGCAUGUCCGCUAGCCUGGCCUACUUCGACUCCUACAGGAGGGACAGGCUGCCCGCCAACCUGGUGCAGGCGCAGAGGGACUACUUUGGGGCUCACACCUAUGAGAGGGUCGACAUGCCUGGUUCUUUCCACACCGAGUGGUUCAAGAUCGCGCGGAACUCCAAGAACUGAGCUGCUGAUGCUGCUCCACAGAUGGCACGCCAUGGCACGAUAUGACAUGGCUUCGUGCUUUCAUUAUCUUCGAUUGCUGCGCUGUGUUGAGCAACCAGUCAUGUACUAGAUGUAGGGGAGGAACUGUGUUUAAUUUGAUUUUUCGUGCGCAGCGCUUAAUUUGGGCGAGGAAGUCCAAAGUUGUCUCCACUCUUUCCGUGUAAGCGGUCCUGGAGGGAGAACAUUGGUAUUUGUUGGAACUUCUCCAUUGAUCUUUGUAAGUUUAUUAUACGAAUAAAGCAUUAGUAUUUGUUGGAA